AAACGUCCCUCUCCCCCAGGGCCCCACCACCCCUUGAACCAAAAAAAAAAAAGAAAAUCUCUCGCCUACGCCUAGUAGGGAUUAGUAGUAGUAGUACUACUCCUCGUCGUCGUCGUCCUCGCCUUCUCUUUUGACGGCCUGCCUCCCCUCCCCUCCCUCCUCUGCCCCCCGCGUCCAAGUCUUCCUUCUCCCACCAUCGUCGUAACUAUCUCGUUGUUCAUUCGCCUCCUCCGCUCCUCGUCUUCGGGUGUGCGGGCUCCCUUCCUCCUGCUUCUUCAGGCGACUGCUAAUUUUGAAGUGCCAUUUCUCAUCGUCAAGGAGAGGUGGCAUUAAUCCGCAGCAAGUGCUCGAUGACAGAUCAUUAUUAUGCUCCUCUGAGGCUUAUUCUUCUCUUGAUAUUGAGUGCCACCUGUUUUGGCUCUGAACUUGAUGUUCAGUGCUUGAAAACCAUAUUCCAGUCAGUGACCGAUCCCAAUGGUAUACUCAAAUCCUCAUGGAGUUUUGUCAACAACGGCACCCCUGGUUACAUCUGCAAAUUUACUGGGGUGGAAUGUUGGCAUCCAGAUGAGAACCGAGUUCUUUCUUUGCGUCUCGGCAACCUUGGUCUUCAGGGUCCAUUUCCUGCAGGCCUUCAGAACUGUACUAGUAUGACUGGGCUAGAUCUGUCGAGUAACAACUUUACAGGACUCAUUCCUCAGGACAUCUCCCAGCAAAUACCAUACUUGACAUCACUGGACCUCUCCUACAAUAGGUUUUCAGGCCAAAUCCCAGUAAAUAUUUCAAAUAUGACAUAUUUAAACACACUCAAUCUCCAACAUAACCAGUUCACUGGUCAAAUUCCACUGCAGUUCAAUCUUCUUGGUCGGUUAACAUCAUUCAAUGUUGCAGAGAACCGACUAUCAGGGCCUAUUCCAAAUAAUCUAAAUAAAUUUCCGUCAUCAAAUUUUGCUGGUAAUCAAGGCCUUUGUGGGCUACCAUUGGAUGGCUGCCAAGCUUCAGCAAAGAGCAAGAACAAUGCAGCAAUCAUUGGAGCUGUUGUUGGUGUUGUAGUUGUGAUCAUAAUUGGCGUAAUAAUCGUAUUCUUUUGUCUGCGGAAAUUACCAGCCAAGAAGCCAAAGGUCGAGGAAGAAAAUAAGUGGGCAAAGAGUAUCAAAGGAACUAAAACCAUCAAGGUUUCUAUGUUCGAGAAUCCAGUUUCAAAGAUGAAACUAAGCGAUCUUAUGAAGGCUACCAAUGAAUUUUGCAAAGAGAACAUCAUAGGUACUGGGAGAACAGGAACUAUGUACAGGGCAGUGCUACCUGAUGGUUCUUUUCUUGCUGUCAAAAGGCUACAAGAUUCUCAACAUUCUGAAACUCAAUUCACGUCGGAGAUGAAGACACUUGGCCAAGUAAGGCAUCGCAACUUAGUUCCUCUCCUAGGAUUUUGCAUUGCUAAGAGGGAGAGGUUGUUGGUGUACAAGCACAUGCCGAAAGGUUCACUCUAUGAUCAGUUAAAUCAAGAAGAAGGCAAAGACUGUAAGAUGGAUUGGACUCUGAGGUUAAGAAUCGGCAUUGGUGCAGCAAAAGGUCUUGCGUAUCUUCAUCACACUUGCAAUCCUCGAGUCCUUCACCGCAAUAUAAGCUCCAAGUGCAUCCUCCUAGAUGAGGACUACGAACCAAAGAUAUCAGAUUUUGGACUUGCUAGGCUUAUGAAUCCAAUAGACACCCACCUUAGCACCUUUGUUAAUGGAGAAUUUGGAGAUCUUGGUUAUGUGGCACCAGAGUAUGCACGUACUCUGGUGGCCACGCCAAAGGGUGAUGUGUACAGCUUCGGUGUUGUUCUUCUUGAGCUUAUCACCGGCGAGAGGCCUACUCAUGUUUCAACUGCACCGGAGAAUUUCAGAGGGAGCCUAGUAGAGUGGAUCAACUACCUAUCAAACAAUGCCCUCCUCCAAGAUGCCGUUGACAAGUCAUUGAUAGGGAAGGGCAGUGACGGCGAGCUAAUGCAAUUUCUGAAAGUCGCAUGUUCUUGCACAAUUUCCACUCCAAAGGAGAGACCGACAAUGUUUGAGGUCUAUCAGCUCCUCAGAGCCAUUGGAGAAAAGUACCAUUUCUCGGCGGAGGAUGACUUGAUGAUGCUGCCACCUCUAAGCACAGAUGGAGAAACCCUUGACGAGCUCAUUGUUGCCCAGUAACUGCAAACCCAAUGUUCCACAGAAGGCAACCAAGUGGAGGUUGUUUCUUCUGCGCGUCAUUACCAUGCUUAGAUGAGUGAGGUGGCUUUACAUGAUGUACUAUUAAGUAGUAUCAGUAUACUGCAUCCGCUGUAUAAUUUUUGUAGCUUGUUGUUAUCUACCAUUGGGAGGUGCUAGCAGCAGCAAUGAUGAUCUUUCACUCAACCGAUAUGGGGAUGGGGUAUUAACUACUCCUAAUAGUAGUUUGCUCCUCAUGUGAUGGGAAUAUGCCAUAUUGGCAUUUAUUCAGUCAUUUUUCAUGAUGUCAUUUGUACUUACGCCACGGGAUGAGGAAUACUGAACGUCAAAAUGUGUGGAAUGCCACCUUAUGAUGUCUUCCAGCCAAAGUGCACCUGAGUAUGCAAGCAAACUUGGGAAUUUCAUUAUUUCAACUUGCAGUGUAAGAGUAGUGGGUCAUUGUCUUUUGUAAAUGUAGUAUAGCUUUUGCUGGUUGAAACUAUUUUUUUUCUUGGUCUAUAAAAGCUUCUUUUCAUGCUA
Oryza sativa Japonica Group (Japanese rice) is the source of this 2711-nucleotide messenger RNA. RefSeq names its product probably inactive leucine-rich repeat receptor-like protein kinase At5g48380. Lineage: Eukaryota; Viridiplantae; Streptophyta; Magnoliopsida; Poales; Poaceae. Gene Ontology annotation, molecular function: protein binding; protein kinase activity; ATP binding. Gene Ontology annotation, biological process: protein phosphorylation. The record is from RefSeq and is a predicted model, not a curated record.